GCUAAACGGGGGUGCAGAUAGCAUCUUCCAACCGAUAGAUUAAUUUGACCCAAUACAGAUUCAAAUCCUUCUUUGAUUUGGUGUAGGUUGUAUGAGCUUGAUUGCGCAGCACACACAGCAAUAAAGCUUGGAUUCGGCAAAAUUGAAACUUGAUUCUUACCCUCAUCAGUGGAACUUCGAUGUGGGUAUUGAUAUGAGUAUGCCAAGGUUUGGGCGUCCGAAGAAUCAUGGUGAGUUGAGUUCGAACCUUUACGUGGCCAAUUGUGGGCCCGCAGUGGGGAUUUCUGAUGAUGACAUUGCAUCUGUGUUCUGCAAAUUUGGAGAGCUUAAGGGAGUUUAUGCAGCAGAUGAGAGUGGGACACGUGUCAUUGUGGCCUAUGCUGAAGAAGGCUCUGCACAAGCUGCCUUGGAGGCAUUACAUGGACGCCCAUGUCCUGAACUUGGAGGUCGAUCCAUGCAUAUCCGUUAUUCCGUGCUUCAGCCAAUAAUACAGGAUCAAGCUAGUGACUUGGUUCCUGUAUCUAUCUUUGCAUCAGAAGUGAGCAUUCCAGGCCUUUACCUAAUUCAUGACUUCAUUAGUGCUAAAGAAGAAGAGGAACUGCUUCAGGCUGUUGACUGCAGGCCCUGGAACAGUCUUGCAAAAAGAAGGGUUCAACACUACGGUUAUGAGUUUCGUUAUGAUACUAGGAACGUUAAUACAAGGCAUUGCUUAGGUGAACUUCCGUCAUUUGUUUCUCCAAUACUAGAAAGAAUUUCAUCAUGUCCAAGUUUCAAGAAUAUUAAAAAUAUAGUUUUGGACCAACUUACGGUAAAUGAGUACCCACCUGGAGUGGGUCUGUCCCCUCAUAUAGACACUCACUCUGCAUUUGAAGAUUUAAUUUUCAGCCUUUCAUUAUCAGGGCCCUGUAUAAUGGAGUUCAGGCGGUAUGAAAAUGGAGAUUGGCUUCCUAAAGUUGCCUCAAGUUCUAUUGCAAAAACAGAAAAUACUGAAGAUCAAUCAACUUUUAAAAGGAGAGCUAUCUAUCUUCCUCCUCGGUCUUUACUACUCUUGUCUGGAGAAGCACGUUAUGCAUGGCAUCAUUACAUUCCACAUCACAAGAUCUUAAAGGGCAUGAGAAUGCAAAAGCAAAACAACCUUUUUUUUUUGGCUCACUAGCAAGUCAAAAAUUUUCCUAAAUUUUAAUAUAAAAUUAGUAAAAGAUCCCAUUUUCCAAGUAAAAGAUCUCUUCUGCCUCUCGGCCUCAUCGGGUUCUCGGCCAGUCGGCCCCAAGCUUCAACCGUUCGGUCAUAGCAUGACCUUUCAGGUAAAUCUCUCAAACUUGGCUUCACAGGUAUUUGGCCAACCAUUCGGCCCCUAAAAUCCAUCCUUGACCAAUCGACCAAGCAGUACGCAACAGAAACCCAAGUUGAUGAACGAAGUAUCACUCCUGUCAACUUGGUUGGGCGGUGAACGGCUACGCCCUGCCGCCCCCAACAUUUUGAAGAAACCCAAGUUGAUGAACAGAGUAUCACUCCUGUCAACUUGGCCGGGCGGUGAAUGGCUACGCCCUGCCGCCCCCAACAUCCUAAAGAAACCCAAGUUGAUGAACGGAGUUUCACUCCUGCUAACUUGGCUGGGAGGUGAACGGCUACGCCCUGCCGCCCCCAACAUCCUGAAGGAACCCGAGUUGAUGAACGGAGUAUCACUCCUGUCAACUUGGUUGGGCGGUGAACGGCUACGCCCUGCCGCCCCAACAUUUUGAAGAAACCCAAGUUGAUGAACGGAGUAUCACUCCUGUCAACUUGGUCGGGCGAUGAAUGGCUACGCCCCAACAUCCUGAAGAAACCCAAGUUGGUGAAUGGAGUAUCACUCCUGUCAACUUGGCCGGACAGGAACGGCUACGCCCUGCCGCCCCCAACAUCCUGAAGGAACCCUAGUUGAUGAAUAGAGUAUCACUCCUGUCAACUUGGCCGGGCGGUGAACGGCUGUGCCCUGCUGCCCCCAACACACUAAGGAUCGCCUAUUUAAGGAAAGGGACAUCGUCCAACUCUCGGCCUCCAAAGGCCUCGACAUCUCGGCCAUUCGGCCUCCAACUAUCGGUCAUCCAUUGGCCUCCAGCAUCUCGGCCAUUCGGCCCUCAAGCUCUCGGCCUCCAAAGGCCUCAACUUCUCGGCCUCCAAGGCCUCAAACCGUUCGGCCAUCAACUGGCCUCAAGCUCUCAGCCUUCAAGGCCUUCAAGGCCUCAACCUCUCGACCAACUGAAUGGCCUCAAAACCGUUCGACCAUCAACUGGCCUCAAUCUCUCAGCCUCCAAAGGCCUCAAGCUCUCGGCCUCCAAAGGCCUCAACUUGUCGGCCUCCAAGGUCGUAAACCGUUCGGCCAUCAACUGGCCUCAAGCUCUUGGCCUUCAAGGCCUCAAUCUCUCGGCAACUUGAAUGGUCUCAAAAAGUUCGGCCAUCAUUUGGUCCCAAGCUUCUCGGCCUUCAAGGCCUUAACCUCUCGGCCAACUGAAUGACCUCAAAACCAUUCGGCCAUCAUCUGGCCCCAAGCUUCUCGGCCUUUAAGGCCUCAACCUCUCGGCCAACUGAAUGGCCUCAAAACCGUUCGGCCAUCAACUGGCCUCAAACCGUUCGGCCAUCAUCUGGUCCCAAGCUUCUCGGCCUUCAAGGCCUUAACCUCUCGGCCAACUGAAUGGCCUCAAAACCAUUCGCCCAUCAACUGACCUCAGGCUUCUCGGCCAACUGAGUGGCCUCAAAACUGUUCGGCCAUCAAUUGGCCUCAAUCUCUCGACCUCCAAAGGCUUCAAUUUCUCGGCCUUCAAGGCCUCAAACCAUUCGACCAUCAACUGGCCUCAACCUCUCGGCCUUCAAGACCUCAACUUCUCGGCCUUCAGGUACCGUUCGGCUAUAUCUCAGCCUCAACUACUCAGCUUCCCAUGGUCUCAAGUUUGGCCAUAUUUUGGCCUUGAGCCCUCGAUCAUCUGACCUUAAACUCUUAGCAGAAUUUGUCAUCACCACUCAACCUAGGACGUUCGGCCUCAAGCUUCUCGGACUCCAAAACAAAGGCGACUUAGAGACGAAAGCAAAACGGAUGAACCCGUCCUUUCCAGGAAGGCCAUUUACAAAACCCUUUGCAUCAUUAAUAUCAUGCUCGGGCUUGGGGGGCUGAUGUACCGUACGGUCCUUCCACAUGACCGUAUGGUCCUUUCACGUAGUCGCAUGGUCCUCCCACAUGGCUGUCCGUGCGGUCCUCCCAGGCUAUCCUCCCAAGCUAUCCUCCCAGGCCAAACUCCCAGCCAGGAUGUCCCUCCAUAGCCGUCCACCUAUGUCGCGCCAGCUGGUAAUGACCCAUUAAGUGCUUAAUGAAGAUUAAGGUGCGAUUGGGCCAUUAUCAGGCCCACAAAAGGUAAAAGCCCAUUACAACUCGUAUAAAUAAAGGUCCCAGGUAUGUCUUCAGACCAGAUUGCACUCGCUGCACAUUAUGUAUUACUCUCUUCCCUUGAUAUUAUCGUUAGGUCAUUUACUGACUUGAGCGUGCCUUUGGCAAGUACUCGCUCACCCGGUCUAGAGAAUGAGGAGGGAGAGCCAACUUGGAGCACGAGGAAACAACAAGAAACCGUUCGACCUUCAACAGGUGACCACCCUUCCUUUAGCAGACCGUUCGGCCUUCCAUGCCAGGAAAAGUGUCCAGUCUCCAUCGAACAUCCGGCCUUCCACACCACUUGGAACGUUCCAGGCCUCUUCAUCCUGUCUUCAACACUCGACACCACCUCAUUCCCGAAACAAAAUGUUAAGUUCAUAAUGUUUCUUUUGUUACUAGACAAUCUGUAUUUCUGAAUGAUGCUUUUCACAUAGCACUUCAGAUAAGCAUGCUGGAUUUAUAAAAGAGCAUAUUAAAGACUCAAAACUGAAUUCUGAUGAACUUAUAACCAUUUACUCAAUUAAGGUGCCUCCUGAUAGUAUCAGUCCCAUAACUUUGCAGCUCUUUUCAUGUGUUUCGUAGCAGGGCAACUUUAUUGUCCUAAUAUCUAGCAAUUUUUAUUAUAUUCUAAUAUUAGCAGAAAACAUGAAGAUUGGUUUUUUACUUGAAGUGCAUUUAGGUGUCUUGAUAAUAUGUUUUUCCAACUAAAUAUAUUGUCUCC
Messenger RNA from Vigna radiata var. radiata (mung bean), 4121 nucleotides. Its product is annotated as alkylated DNA repair protein alkB homolog 8. The transcript is spliced from 7 exons. Gene Ontology annotation, molecular function: demethylase activity; RNA binding; oxidoreductase activity. Gene Ontology annotation, biological process: oxidative demethylation. NCBI's taxonomy places the organism in Eukaryota, Viridiplantae, Streptophyta, Magnoliopsida, Fabales, Fabaceae. The coding region runs from base 194 to 1156 and encodes 320 amino acids. The record is from RefSeq and is a predicted model, not a curated record.